GUCCUUUCGAAUGAAUGAUGAGAUACACUUCCGCUGUUACGCCUGAGAAAUCUAUGACCCACAAAACGGCAAAGAACGUAUUAUACGUGUGUUGUAUGCGACCAUAAGCCCUGGUGUUGGCUAAAUGUAUAGGUGUGACAUAACCGUGGUUUUGGCGGGACUUGAAAAGUUUACGGUGCAAAACACCAAGCUUGGUGGGACUCUCUUGAAAAUCUUACGGUGCAGAAAUCCAAUUUACGAUGAGUGAUACUGGAAAAGUUGAAAACCAAUUCAACGGUAGUAAGUUUGUAGGGGAUGAAAACAACUAUACACAAACAUUAAGAGAUAUGAACAACAAACGAGAAGAUUACUUGAGCUGGACAGACUAUUUCAUGGCUACUGCAUUCUUGGCUGCUAAACGAAGUAAAGACCCAUGUUCACAAGUUGGAGCAUGUAUUGUGAAUGAAGAUAAGAAAAUUGUUGGUGUGGGAUAUAAUGGCAUGCCACAUGGCUGCAGUGAUGAUCAGUUUCCAUGGAGCAAAGAAAAAAAAUAUAAACUUGGCACAAAAUAUUUAUUUGUCUGUCAUGCCGAAAUGAAUGCAAUCCUGAACAAAAACUCAGCAGAUGUUAAGAACUGCACCAUGUACGUCGGACUGUUUCCAUGUAACGAAUGCGCCAAGCUCAUAAUCCAGUCCGGAAUCCGAGAAGUCAUCUAUAUGUCAGACAAACAUUCUCACAAGACAGAAACAGUUGCUGCUAAAUUAAUGUUUGAUUCUGCAGGUGUCAAGUACUGGCAGUACAUACCACAAAAUCCAAAGGUAGUGAUUGACUUCACGGAAAUCAACUGGAACAAUAUGACCCAGUUACCAUCAUCUCCAUCAAAAUCCAGUGAAGAAAACUGAAAAUCUGAGGAUAACAAUAAAUUAAUAGGCGAGAUACAUAUUAAGUUAUGUUUGCUGGCAAGAUAAGUAGAAUGUUAACAAAUGUAUUGUGUGACCAAGAGAGAUGUGAGAAGUUAGAACAAAAUGAAGAGACAGCGAUGAAAACAUGAUUAGCUAAAAAAAGUAUUCAGUGAUGGAAGUGCUCUGAACAUGAUGACAAGGGAAUUUAUCACAAAAUCAAAGAAGACCAGGAAAGUAGAUUCUGAAUAAAUGAGAAGAAUGUGUUCACUGAUAAUCACCUAAUGAAUACAAGAAUUUAUAGAAGAGUCUAUGGCAUUUCAUUGUUUCUCACUAAUUACAAAUUCUCCUCUACCAUGAAAAUUAUUAAAUAGUUGAUCUAUUGCAAGUGGCAAAUGCAGGCCUGACAGACGGGGAUCAUUAGAAUUUGAAAGGGUACUGCAUGAUAUUUUGUGCCAUUUCAUAUUGUUAACCAUAAUUGAUUUUGAAGUCCAGAAUGCUUACAGUUUCUUCAUUUCUGCAUGUUGUCUGAUUGUAAUAUUAAAUAUAUUCUGUUUGCUUA
This is a messenger RNA of Zootermopsis nevadensis, 1440 nucleotides long. RefSeq names its product deoxycytidylate deaminase. NCBI's taxonomy places the organism in Eukaryota, Metazoa, Arthropoda, Insecta, Blattodea, Termopsidae. The record is from RefSeq and is a predicted model, not a curated record. Gene Ontology annotation, molecular function: zinc ion binding; dCMP deaminase activity. Gene Ontology annotation, cellular component: cytoplasm.